AUGGAGGGUCCCCUGAAGGAGCUCACUAAAUUGGAGAAAUUGUCCAAUGGAAAGGCUCCUUCAAUCCUUGAUUCCCUAGAUGCUUUGCUUCGUUCACUUCAAGAUGCCAAAGAGGCGAUUCAGGCGGGUGAUACAUAUGAGCCCCUGCAACCGCUCGCCCAGGUGGUAGAGAUGAGAAAGAAAGAGGUCGACGAUCGACAGAAGGAGGUAUACUCUACACUAUCUCGCUUCGGGAAGGCUUUAGACAAGAAAUUCCCAACAUCGCUCCCGACUUACUCUGGCACUUUCUCUUCUCAAUCUUCCAAACAUGCAAUAGAACGCACAGUGGCUUUACAUCUCUUGCGGACGGGUCAAUUCGAUGCUGCCGAAAUAUUUAUUCAAGAAUCCGGAGUAGAAAUACCUCCCGCAUUGAAAUUUCAAUUUAUCGAACUUCAUCAAAUACUAAGGGCUUUGCGGAAUCAGGAUAUAGGCCCAGCUCUUUUAUGGACUGAGAAGCAUCGCUCCUUCCUACGCUCGCGCUCUUCACCUUUGGAGUUUUAUCUGCAUCGCUCACAAUAUAUCCGCCUUCUGCUUUCUUCCCACCCACCGGACCCCCUUCUGGCCAUCGUGUAUGCUAACGCAAACCUCAGACCCUUCUACAACGAACAUGAAUCUGAGUUCCAACGUCUAAUGGCCUGUGUUGCUUACAUGCCACUCUCUAAACUACAAGAAUCUACCUAUCGGGACCUUGCACAACCAUCUCUGCAUUUUGAUUUAGAGCCCUUGUUUGCGAAGGAGUAUUGUGCGAGCCUGGGCAUGAGUCGUCAACUGCCACUCCGGGUCGUCGGGGACAUAGGUGGGGGAGGUGCCUUGGCUAGGAUUGAGAAGGGAAAGAAAGUGAUGCGAGAAAGAAGGAGUGAAUGGAGUCAGUCGGACGAGCUACCAAUCGAAAUUCCGCUCCUACCAGAAAACAGAUAUCACUCAAUUUUCGCGUGUUUAGUUUCAAAAGAACAAUCAACGGAACAUAACCCGCCUAUGAUGAUGACUUGCGGUCACGUCAUCUCCAAAGAUAGUUUACAAAAGCUAAAUAAGGCUGGAGGACGUAGCAGUGUCAAAUGCCCAUACUGUCCAACAGAAUCACAAUUCGGCUCAGCUUUACAAUUAUUCUUCUAA
This is a messenger RNA of Laccaria bicolor S238N-H82, 1152 nucleotides long. RefSeq lists its product as uncharacterized. Bases 1 to 1152 code for a protein of 383 amino acids. Lineage: Eukaryota; Fungi; Basidiomycota; Agaricomycetes; Agaricales; Hydnangiaceae. Gene Ontology annotation, molecular function: ubiquitin protein ligase activity. Gene Ontology annotation, cellular component: GID complex; cytoplasm; nucleus. Gene Ontology annotation, biological process: proteasome-mediated ubiquitin-dependent protein catabolic process. The record is from RefSeq and is a predicted model, not a curated record. The transcript has 6 exons.